Molecule: messenger RNA, 1875 nt
Organism: Schistocerca piceifrons (Central American locust)
Lineage: Eukaryota; Metazoa; Arthropoda; Insecta; Orthoptera; Acrididae
Exons: 2
Coding region: 679-1287 (202 amino acids)
Source: RefSeq, a predicted model, not a curated record
ACAUUACCACACAGAUAUAAUCUAAUGUAUCACUCGUGUGUAAACAAAGAAAUUCGUGGGUCCUUGAUACAGGCAAAUUGGAUAGAUGCCAGUAUACUCAACACGGAAUGCAUCUAAAUUAUGAAUAAAAAACUUUAUAUAUAGGCCUAAAAUGACAAAUGAAAUCAUUGCGAGCAGAGAGAGAGCGAGCAGAAAAAUUCCACGUACCCGUAUGGGACCAGUCUCAGCAAAAGUAAAAGAAGCAUCCUCAAAAGCAGCAGAAUCGUCAGUGGCGGAACCAAUAGCUAAAACAACAUAUUCAGCGGUAACUAUUGCCCGACCUACACGCAACAGAAAACAAACUCAAUGUGUUUUAUGGUGAGUAACACGAGAGAUGAGGAUUCAAAGUGGCGUGAAGCAUCUCUCUCGUGUGUUCAAUAUGAGUUUUCCACAUCUCAAGCAAUGCUAUCGACUAAAGUACUGAAAAAACACUCCUAGCAAACAUCACGCAAAUGCAGAGCUGGUAAAAUUGACACAUUCCAUAUCCUAUGAUAGUGUCACAACAUGGAUCAUCGGAACAAGAGAUAAAUAAAUAAAAACACCCAGUUCUUGCCUCUGAACUAUCUGGAGAGAAAAUACUUUACCAGACGUGGACUGCACCUUAAUGGUAAGGGCAAGAAACUUCUCAGUUAUAAAAUUAUGGGAUUGUUGGUUGCAACUCACAGAAACAAUAUUAAUAAUGUGCUGAUAGCAGGAGAACUAUGUUUAGCUUACCAGCCACAUACAAUAGCUCAUCUAACCUUACAAACUGUAGCAGCAGAACCGACACUAUCUACUGAUAAAACACAGAUGUCACCAACACCAACAGCAAUGUUACCUUCUCUAGAAACAACAGCAAUUACAGAAGAAGCAUUAUUGUCACCCCAACAAACAUCACAACUACUAUUACCAGAGUCAGUUGUUAUGCCAGCAUCACCAAUGACAGAAGCAUCAGCCUCCACAACUUCGGUAGAAGAAGAAACUAUAGCAAUAGCAGCACCAAUAGAAGACUCCUGUGCCCCACCAUCAACAUCUCAACAGGCCACAACCAUAGUCUCCAAGGUCCCAUCUCCAGCAUCACCUGAAGGAGCAGAAAAAGAAGAGAACAAUGAGACACAUUUUUCAAAGCUUCUACCGCCCACUGAAAUGUCUGCUUCAACUUAUCCAAGAAAUAGCCAUAGAAGUAGAAGACCUGCUGUUCACAAAGACUAUUUUUUAUGGGAUCAGUGCCGCACCAAGAAACAGAGGAAAGCACAAGUCAAAUCGUAAGUAAUGUGUGCAUAAGCAGGCCCCUUAACAGGGAACCAGUCAGUAAAUCAAGUAUCAAUCCUGAUGUAUUGAGAUAUUCUAAUUUAACACCCAUAAACUGCAAUUUUAAAUCUGUAUUGAAAGAUAAAUUCUGUAUAUUCCACCAAAAUAUCAUGAGCCUUAGAGGAAAAUUGGUGCUUUUGGGUCUCAUGUUAAAUGAAAACCAACCUCACAUAUUGUACUUUACAGAACACCAUGUAAGGUCUGCCAUGCUGAUGCCCCAUCUGGAAGGUUAUGUUUUAGCUGAUAGUUACUGUAGAUUAAACAGAGAGAAAGGUGGAUCUGUAAUUUAUGUCAAAGAGGGUAUACCUCAUAAAUCACUUGACUGAAGUAUGUAUUGUGAAGAUUUUAAUUUUGAAGCAUGUGAAUCUGAAAUUUUUGCUGAUAAUAAAUCUAUUAUAGUGGUAACAAUUUAUGGGGCUCCAGCAGGGAAAAUCUGUAUUUUCUUAAAACAGCUUGAAUCAGUUUUGGUAAAAAUAUAUUCAAAGGCUAAGCAGUUAGUCAUCAUGGGUGACUUUAAUGUAAACUUCCUUACAGACAACACCAGUA